CAUGGUCUAUAAAAUAUAUUUGAUCCUUGUCUAUUUAAUAUCCGUUUCGAAUAUUUGUAUUGAAUCAUCACACAAAUUUGAUGUGUUUGAUAAUGAGGCUGCUGGUCCAAGUAUAUCUUUUGAAUCUACUCGAUGGAGUUUAAGUGAAAUUCAAGUAACGAACGUUGAAGAGUGCAUGGAUACAUGCUACACUGAAGAAGGAUGCAAGGCAGUUGCUUUUGAUGUUCAUAAUAUGACCUGUGAAUUUAAAAGCAUUGUCAUAGGUAAAGAGGAAAAAAAUGGACAUGAUCUUUAUAUGAAAAUACCUUCAGAAAUAGAGCAUCAGUAUAAACUUUAUAAAAAUUCAAUUGUGACACUAAAUUUUCCUUUUGUUUCUGCAAAGUUUGGAUUAUCAACAAUUCCUAAUACAGAUGUUGAGGAAUGUCUAAGUAUUUGCAAUUCGGAACCAUUGUGCAGAGCAAUUACCUUUAAUAUUACUGGCAAUAAUUGCAAUUUAAAGAGUAGUUUUACCGGUGAAACUUUCAACAAUGACUGUCAUACGUAUGUUAAAUUGUUAACAGAUGAAUAUUCAGUUUAUGCAAAUUCUGUAGCUAUUGGAGGUACUUCGUAUUUUACUUCAGUUUGGGGAUCUUCAAAUAAAAUUGUUAAAGAUCUUACUGAAUGUCUAGAUGUUUGCAGUUUAAGUUCAAAGUGCAGAGCAGUGACUUUUCAUGUGUCACUACACUGCUAUCUAGGUACAGAAUUUACUUCAAUAACAAACAGUACUGGCUAUUCGAUUGUGGGAAAAAUGCCAAAAAUUACAGAAUACGAAAUUCAUGUGGAUAGAAUUUUUGGAUCUCAGCCAUACUAUUCAGAAAUAUUCAAAUGGAGUUCGAUGAAAGGUUUAGACAUUGAAAUAUGUUUGAACGUUUGUACUGCUGAUCUUCUUUGCAAAGGAUUUGUAUACCGAACUAGUGGUAAACGUUGUCAUUUGAUAACAGAGAUUUCUUCACAGAGCUCAUCAUUUGAACAGACAACAUAUAUUAAAAAAGAGAUAAAUGAUUGCAAUUAG
Molecule: messenger RNA, 1051 nt
Organism: Dimorphilus gyrociliatus
Lineage: Eukaryota; Metazoa; Annelida; Polychaeta; Dinophilidae
Source: the annotation of a GenBank genome assembly